This is a messenger RNA of Laccaria bicolor S238N-H82, 411 nucleotides long. RefSeq lists its product as uncharacterized. Gene Ontology annotation, molecular function: calcium-dependent cysteine-type endopeptidase activity. Lineage: Eukaryota; Fungi; Basidiomycota; Agaricomycetes; Agaricales; Hydnangiaceae. The record is from RefSeq and is a predicted model, not a curated record. Gene Ontology annotation, biological process: proteolysis. The transcript has 2 exons. The coding region runs from base 1 to 411 and encodes 136 amino acids.
AUGCCCAAUCACGCUGGCCACGGUUUCUGGAGUGCCUGGCCUAGGGGAGAAGUUGUCUGUUGCUGUAUGUUCUCCUCCAUUGGCGCGCAUGGACCCACCACUGAUCUGGCAUCCCAGCGAGAUGAACAAGUGGGUGUGUAUGGCAUGUUGUUCACACGCGUUCCCAAAUAUGAGGAACUCAAAGUGAGCGAACAGGAGCUGUACCAUUUCAGCAAAGACCUCUAUAAUGAGUCUGCACGCAAGGAUGGCAAGUCAUUGUAUUUCGCCAAAUCAGGCACGUCAGGGGAGACCUGGGUCCCUCUCAUCGAAAAGGCCUACGCCAAAUUACACAGCAACUAUUCGCAUCUGGUUGCUGCUCUGGCUCCCUUGGCAGCCAGCCAAUUGCAUCAUUGUUUGCCUCUGCACCACUAA